Molecule: messenger RNA, 3663 nt
Organism: Hylaeus volcanicus
Lineage: Eukaryota; Metazoa; Arthropoda; Insecta; Hymenoptera; Colletidae
Gene: Herc4
Product: probable E3 ubiquitin-protein ligase HERC4
Exons: 19
Coding region: 393-3572 (1059 amino acids)
Molecular function (GO): ubiquitin-protein transferase activity
Source: RefSeq, a predicted model, not a curated record
AAUUCGUUCUUGCGUUGUUAAUUUGUUACUUUUCAGUCCUUUGAAUACUGUCAUCUAUCAUGUUUUAAACCACUUAAAUUUCUUCCGUUUCUCUUAACCUAAACCGUUAAAAUUUCGUUUGUGACAGGAUAAAUAACUACAAUGAAUAUAAAUUUUUUCAAGACAUACCACAUGUUUUUCAUAAAUAGUAUGUCCCAUCCACAUCUCUGAUGCUUACAGUUUGAGAGAAACAGAAAAAUAUGGUUAGUUACUGAUACCUGUUCUCAUCUAAAAGUUAUCAUAAUUAUUCUACACUGUAUACCAUUUUAAAAGCAAACUGGGUUAAAAAACGACGUUUGGCUUGUGAGCCUCGUAUAGCAGUGAAACAUCCUUUAAUCAAAAUAACAAAAGAUAUGUUUUGUUGGGGUAGUUCUAUACAUGGGGAACUAGGUUUGGGUGGUAUAGAAGAUGAAAACAUUUUAAUUCCUCGUGAGGUGGAUUUUAAAAAAGCCACAGAUGUUCAACAUAUUGCAUGUGGUGAAAAUUACACAAUAGUCAUUACUCAUGAUGGCCAAAUAUACUCAUGUGGAAACAAUGAUUAUGGACAGCUUGGACACGCAAAGGGAAGAAAAAGAUUACAAUUGGUACCUGAUUUAGAUGCAUUUGUAUUUAAAAAGGCAGCUUGUGGGGCAUAUCAUACAUUAGCAGUAAAUGAGUGGGGCCAGUUGUUUAGUUGGGGAUCUAAUGGAGAGGGACAGCUAGGUUUAAAUAAUAAAAAUAUUAUUGAAUAUGUACCACGUAUGGUAAAAACACUUGGUACAAGUGUAAUUGUACAAAUAGCUUGUGGCAUGAAACAUACACUUGCAUUAACAAAUGAUGGUAAAUUAUAUAGUUGGGGUUCUAAUAGUGCAGGACAACUUGGUUUAGGUUCUGACACUGAAAAUGAAAUAAAACCUACGCUUGUUAACAGUUUAGUUGCUGUCCCUGUUGCUUUUAUUGCCUGUGGGGGUUUUCACAGCAUAGCUAUUUCAAAAUCAGGUGCUAUAUUUGGUUGGGGCAAAAAUACAUUUGGCCAGUUAGGGCUAAAUGAUACACAGAAUAGAAAUACUCCAUGUCAGUUGCAAACUCUACAAAAUGCAAAGGUGUGUUAUGCAGCAUGUGGUGAAGAAUUUUCUGUCUUUCUAACAUUGGAUGGUGGAGUAUUCACUUGUGGUGCAGGAAUGUAUGGCCAGUUAGGACAUGGUAAUAAUUCAAAUGAAAUUUUACCUCGUCAAGUUAUGGAGCUAAUGGGUAGUACAGUUACACAGAUUUCAUGUGGUAAAAGACACACAUUAGCAUUAGUGCCAUCACGUGGUAAAGUUUAUGCAUGGGGCCUAGGUGGGGCAGGACAGUUAGGUAAUCAAGUUACAUGCAGCGUAGCCACUCCGCAAGUGGUACGCGGACCAUGGGUUGCACCCAAUGGCACUUCGAUGAUGGAUCUUGAUAAGGAGUUUGAUCCCUCUAGAACUGACUAUAUAGUUAGACAUAUUUUUACUGGCGGAGAUCAUUGUUUUGCAACUGUAGUUCCGCGAAAGGAUAAUAUAGAACCAGAUGACUGUAGAAUAUUAGAAUCGGUUUAUCAAAUUCUUGAAAUAAAUGAAGAACAAUUGAUGGCAUGUCAAAGAGUUCCACAAAGCUCACCUAUUGAUCAUGACCUUAUGACGUAUUUACAGACUGUAUUUGAAAGCGAAGCUUGUAUAAACGGUUCAUUUUUACUAAAUAAUGAUAAUCACUAUGGAUGUUCGAGUAAACAACAUGGACUGGAUCUUGAGCGAGCUAGUAGAUCAUUCGGAAUUAUUAGAGAAUUGGAUAACAACACAAUUCAAGAACUGAUAUUUACUUGCAUAUCAGAGAGUUUGAUUCCUUCUUUUGUUAGUUCCCUUGUUAAUACAACACCUAGAAUACAUUGUCUGGAGUCUUUAAGAAUAUACUUAAUAUUACCUUUGUACCACGGUUUUGCAAAUCCCCUUAAUUGCAAUUUAUUACAUAAUCCAUUUUGCAAAGCUGUUUUACUAUUACAACCAGAUGAUCUUGAAAUUGUAUCUAAAUGGUGGAUCGAAGCACCAUCACAUUACUUUGAGAGAUUAGUCAGAAUUCAUAAAUCAGUUGUUCUUCAUUAUGUAAAACAAGCGAAACCAAAUAAGGGUGUAUCAUGGGAUAUGACGCUUCAACGUGUUUUGCAUCAAUUACGCUUACUAAAUAUAUUGAACAAUCAAGGCAACAAAAGAAACAUAGUGCCUUAUGCUACGUUUCACUUACCAGAAUUAAUCGAGUUUAUAGACAUUAGAGAAGAUUACAUAAAAUGGAUUUCAGAAAAGGAAUCUUCUUACCAGAACGUAUUCUGCCAUUAUCCUUUCCUUCUCGACGCUCAAGCAAAAACCAUAUUGCUUGAAACAGAUCAAGCUAUUCAGAUGCAAUCGGCAAUGAACGAAGCCGCAACUCGAGCUGUAACGCAUCAAAUGUUUUUUGAUCCAUUCUCUGUAAAUGCGCAUCACAAUAUUCAAUUUCUACUAUUAAACGUAUCACGCGAAAAUAUAGUUGCAGACACUUUAUUAGAAUUGUCUCGUUACAGUUCUACCGACCUAAAGAAACCUCUACGAGUAAAGUUUCACGGCGAGGAAGCAGAAGAUGCAGGCGGAGUUAAGAAAGAAUUUUUUAUGCUUUUAUUAAAAGAAAUUCUUGAUCCCAAGUAUGGUAUGUUUAAACAAUAUGAAGAGACCAGAAUUAUUUGGUUCAGCGAAGACUCGCUCGAAGAUGAAAACAUGUAUUUUUUAAUCGGAAUACUUUGUGGACUUGUCAUAUACAAUUUUAUUAUUAUUGAUUUACCAUUUCCAUUAGCUUUAUAUAAAAAAUUGUUACAUGAACCAGUUGGACUCAUCGACAUUAAAGAAAUGUCACCAGUACUCGCUAAGAGUAUGCAAAGUAUACUCGACUAUGAUGAACCAGACUUCGAGGAAGUUUUCUGUUUAAAUUUUGAAGUUGCUAGAGAAGCCUUUGGCGAAAAAAGAAUAUACGAACUUUUACCAGGAGGUAGUAAAGUUCCUGUUACGUUGAAGAAUAAAAAACAAUUUGUUGACUUGUACGUAGACUAUAUAUUGAACAAAUCUGUUGAACGUCACUUUCAAGAAUUUCACAAAGGUUUUCAUAGAGUUUGUGGUGGACGGGUACUGGAAUUAUUUCACAGCCAUGAACUAAUGGCUGUAGUAGUAGGAAAUGAAGAUUAUGAUUGGGAGGAGUUGGAAAAAAAUGCAAUGUACAAGGAAGGAUAUUCGAAAAAUGAUCCUACUAUUAUACUAUUUUGGCAAGUAUUUCGUGAACUGCCUUUGGAAGAAAAGAAAAAGUUUUUAUUAUUUUUAACUGGAAGCGAUAGAAUACCUAUACAAGGCAUGAAGGCAAUCAAGAUUACAAUACAACCAACGAAUGACGAACGUAUGUUGCCCGUUGCUCAUACAUGUUUCAAUUUGCUCGAUCUCCCACGGUAUCAAACUCGAGAAAGAUUACGAUACAAGUUACAACAAGCUAUUCAACAAACGCAUGGUUUUUCGUUAGUCUAAAAUUUUGUUACUAUCCUAUCUUUACAACACAUGCAUAUUAUAAUGUUGAAACUUAAUUUGAAUUAAAUUAACUUAUACCGCUAGAUAGUAA